AUGGCUACGAACACCACCCAGAGCAACCUCGUCCGCCUUGCGCCCCUACAGCUCAGCGAAGUGCCAGUGCACGCAUCUCUCCCAUGCUCGGAGGACACCACGCCACCCGAACUUCUUCCCUUCCUCUUGACGCUCCUCGACGACGGGAUCGACUUCCUCUCGUCCACCAGCUUCAUUGCGAACUUCAAACACCAGUCCACCAAAACCGCUCUCCCCAGCGAAGCGAAGGUCGACGUCCUGACAUGUGACAUCGCCGCGCGAGAGUUGGAGCAGAUUGUGAAGUGGGACGGCGGCGCAACGACGCGAAUCACGGCGGACGACAGUCCCAAUGGCGCACAGGGUCAAGGUCAAGGCCAGAAAGCCGCGGAAGAGACAUACACCCGACCGGGACGGAGCAAGCCGCCCGCUCGCGUCCUGAGCGGCGGCGAGCAUUGGUUCGCCCGCAAGUCGGUCCACAAGGACCUCUCGUCCAAAGACACGACCUCGCCCGGAAACGCGAGCUGGCAGGAAUUCAUCUACGGCCUACGCGACAACCAUUCCAAGCACGAAGAGGAUUUCACGCCGAAUCUGUACGACGCGCACCACGUGUGCGAUUGGAACGGCGAGAUCCAGCGUCUCGAAUCCCAGGGCAAGAUCGUGGGCAAACACGGGAGGAAAUACACCUGCGCCACGAUGGCCAUAUAUGAGAUGUGUCACGCCACGCCGCCGCCCACCUCUGCGCGCUGCUUCCCUGUUCUGGUCGCCACGGCGUCUCUUGGCCCGGACGAGUUUGUCGCCGUCACGGUGCCCGUGACGCUUGGCGCGUCCGUGUCUGCCUCGUUCUACUCGUCCGGCCGCCACGCCCAGGAGGGCAAAACGCCGCAGCAGCGGAAACCUGUCGUGCUGGGGAUCUACGCUGCGGUCGAGACCGUGAAGCGACGGCCCAGAGAAGGCGCCGAGAGGGGCGUCGAGGGCAAGGAGGUCGAAUGGAUUAUGGCGACGGCGAGUGAUGCCAAGGGGAAUCUGCCCAUGUGGGUGCAAAAGAUGAGUCUACCGGGCAUGCUUCCCAAGGAUGUCAGCUAUUUCAUGACGUGGAUCAAGGGUGUGAGAGACGACGAGGUUGAAGCCGUCAAGGUGGUAUGA
Cladophialophora carrionii CBS 160.54 is the source of this 1122-nucleotide messenger RNA. RefSeq lists its product as uncharacterized. The transcript has a single exon. NCBI's taxonomy places the organism in Eukaryota, Fungi, Ascomycota, Eurotiomycetes, Chaetothyriales, Herpotrichiellaceae. Bases 1 to 1122 code for a protein of 373 amino acids. The record is from RefSeq and is a predicted model, not a curated record.